AUGUCGGACACAUGCCAUGAGCAAACAAAAGCCAAUGUCAAAGAACUGACAGCCACAAAGAUCUCUGUGAACAGCAAAGGAAUUAUUGAACAUUUUCAGUGUAUUCGAUGCUAUUAUACGGAAAAGUUUCAAAGUCAAACUGCAGCUGGUAAUCAAGGAUGGCAGUUCUAUUACGUUGGAUUCCCUGUAGAACCGGAAACAAAAUAUUUCAUCCAGGCUUACAAUCUACCCCCAGCAAAUAUAAAUGAUGAUUUUCCAUCGAAAUCCCUUUUGCUAACUACACCAGGCUGUAAUGACAACGUAAUGAAAUACAGCAAAAGUUGUAUUGAAAUGGGAAGUUUGUGGAAUCCAAAUGUAACUGUCUGUAAAAUAGAGACAGGAUUAGAAGUGAAUUUUACAACAAGCAGUCUUGGGCUUGAAUACUUAAUUCUGCUUUAUGAGUGCCAAAAUUAUGAAGUACUUCUUGAAAAAAACGUGGAAGCAAAAAUAUUUCCUUAUUUUGGUAAGUGGGGAUAUGACUGCCCAAGGCCUACAGAAAACCUAUCAAACUGUGUACAGAUGAAAGACAACGAUACAUUUAGAAGGCAAUUCUUCCAUCAGGUGUGGCUACAACUACGUGUUAAAGUACUGGUUAUAUAUCCAGAUGUUUGUCUUUAUCACACUGUCCUUUCUUUUGCUCAAUUUCUGCAUGAGGGCUGCCAGACUGAUGUCAUUCUAGACUUGUGGGAGAGAAGGAGAAUUGCUGAAAAAGGUCCUGUAGCAUGGCUUGCUGCUCAAAAAGCAGCAGAAGAUAGGGUGAUUUUCCUUAGUUCAAACCCUACCACUGCUGCGUGUGACAGUGCCUGUAAAAGUGUGAGAAACUACAGUAACACAGAAAGCAUGUUCUCUCUUGCAGUUAACCUCUUCUGUAGUGACAUGACAAAUCGGUCCUCUGUGCAAAAAUAUAUGGUUGUUUCUUUCAAUGAGGCGAAUGCACAAGACACUUUACCAAGUGCUCUGAAUAUCUGUCCAAAUACUGUCUUAUGAAGGACAUGAAGAAUUUCUAUAGAGACCUUUUUGCUUCAUACAACUAGGUGCAUAGCAAGAAAUUGAGAAUUAAUAGUUGUCUGGAUAUUAAGCUCUAGUCUUACAAAAGCUGUACAAUAGGGACAAAUUUAAUA
Cygnus atratus (black swan) is the source of this 1160-nucleotide messenger RNA. RefSeq names its product interleukin 17 receptor B (gene IL17RB). Lineage: Eukaryota; Metazoa; Chordata; Aves; Anseriformes; Anatidae. Gene Ontology annotation, molecular function: interleukin-17 receptor activity. The record is from RefSeq and is a predicted model, not a curated record.